AUAAGUGGGCGCGGGCGGAGCGGAGGGAGAUCUGAGCAGCGGCGGCGGCGGCAAGCGCACAGUGGGCCACUGAGAAGGAAAGCAACCAUGGAAGACCUAGGGGAAAACACCACGGUUUUAUCCACCCUGAGGUCUUUGAACAACUUCAUCUCUCAGCGUGUGGAGGGAGGAUCUGGACUGGAUAUUCCCACCUCGGCCCCAGGUUCUCUGCAGAUGCAGUACCAGCAGAGCAUGCAGUUGGAGGAAAGAGCAGAGCAGAUCCGUUCCAAGUCCCACCUCAUCCAGGUGGAGCGGGAGAAGAUGCAGAUGGAGCUGAGUCACAAGAGGGCUCGAGUGGAGCUGGAGAGAGCGGCCAGCACCAGUGCCAGGAACUAUGAGCGCGAGGUUGACCGCAACCAGGAGCUCCUGACCCGCAUCCGGCAGCUUCAGGAGCGUGAGGCCGGGGCGGAGGAGAAGAUGCAGGAGCAGCUGGAGCGCAGCAGGCAGUGUCAGCAGAGCCUGGAUGCUACCAGCAAGAGGCUGCGUGAGAAAGAGGACAGCCUGGCCCAGGCCGGCGAGACCAUCAACACACUGAAGGGGAGGAUCUCGGAACUGCAGUGGAACGUGAUGGAUCAGGAGAUGCGGGUGAAACGCCUGGAGUCGGAGAAGCAGGAGCUGCAGGAGCAGCUGGACCUGCAGCACAAAAAAUGGCAGGAAGCCAGUCAGAAAAUCCAGGAACUCCAGGCCAGCCAAGAAGCAAGAGCAGACCAAGAGCAGCAGAUUAAGGAUCUGGAGCAGAAGCUGUCCCUACAAGAGCAGGAUGCUGCGAUUGUGAAGAACAUGAAGUCUGAGCUGGUGCGACUCCCUAGGCUGGAACGGGAGCUGAAGCAGCUGCGGGAGGAGAGCACACGCCUGCGGGAGAUGAGAGAGACCAAUGGGCUGCUCCAGGAGGAGCUGGAAGGGCUGCAGAGGAAGCUGGGGCGCCAGGAGAAGAUGCAGGAGACGCUGGUUGGCUUGGAGCUAGAGAACGAGAGGCUGCUGGCCAAGCUGCAAAGCUGGGAGAGACUGGACCAGACCACGGGCUUGAAUGUCAGGACUCCGGAAGACCUUUCCAGAUUCGUGGUGGAGCUGCAGCAGAGGGAGCUUACCUUGAAGGACAAGAACAGCGCCAUCACCAGCAGCGCCCGGGGACUGGAGAAGGCCAGGCAGCAGCUGCAGGAGGAGCUCCGGCAGGUCAAUGGUCAGCUGCUGGAGGAGAGGAAGAAGCGCGAGACACAUGAGGCGCUGGCCCGGAGGCUCCAGAAACGGGUCCUGCUGCUCACCAAGGAGCGGGACGGCAUGCGAGCCAUCCUGGGCUCCUAUGACAGCGAGCUGACCCCAGCCGAGUACUCGCCCCAGCUGACCCGGCGCAUGCGGGAGGCCGAGGACAUGGUUCAGAAGGUGCACAGCCACAGCGCCGAGAUGGAGGCUCAGCUGUCGCAGGCCCUGGAAGAGCUGGGAGGCCAGAAACAAAGAGCAGACAUGCUGGAGAUGGAGCUGAAGAUGCUAAAGUCUCAGUCCAGCUCUCCCGAGCAAAGCUUCCUGUUCUCCAGGGAAGAGGUGGACACGCUCAGGUUGAAGGUUGAGGAGCUGGAGGGUGAGCGGAGUCGGCUGGAGGAGGAAAAGAGGAUGCUGGAGGCACAGCUGGAGCGGCUCACGCUGCAGGGUGACUAUGACCAGAGCAAGACCAAAGUGCUGCACAUGAGCCUGAACCCUGCCAGUGUGGCCAGGCAGCGCCUGCGUGAAGACCACAACCAGCUGCAGGCGGAGUGCGAGCGGCUGCGAGGGCUGCUGCGCACCAUGGAGAGAGGCGGCACCGUCCCAGCUGACCUUGAGGCCGCCGCAGCAAGUCUGCCAUCGUCCAAGGAGGUGGCAGAGCUGAGGAAGCAGGUGGAGAGCGCCGAGCUGAAGAACCAGCGGCUCAAGGAGGUUUUUCAGACCAAGAUCCAGGAGUUUCGAAAGGCCUGCUACACGCUCACCGGCUACCAGAUCGACAUCACCACGGAGAACCAGUACCGGCUGACCUCGCUGUACGCCGAGCACCAGGGUGACUGCCUCAUCUUCAAGGCCACCGGCCCCUCGGGCUCCAAGAUGCAGCUGCUGGAGACGGAGUUCUCUCACACAGUGGGCGAGCUCAUCGAGGCGCACCUGCGGCGCCAGGACAGCAUCCCCGCCUUUCUCAGCUCCCUCACCCUCGAGCUCUUCAGCCGCCAGACCGUGGCCUAGCCCGGCCUCAGGGGCACAGCCAGAGCCUCUCUGCUUGGCCUGACCUGCAGGUCCCCUGCCCUGCAGCCACAGAUGGGUGCAGUCCUGCCUCUCCAGCCCAGCAGGCCAGCAGCAAGACUGACAGACACACUGGGACUUGUCGGACAUCCUGCCGGGCGGCCACACCCUCCCCACAUGCAAACCCCAACAUCCCAGAGCCUGGUAGGCGGGUGUCCACUGCAGCCCUGGCUCCUCGCUUUGUGAAAUAAAGUCUUCUCCCC
Messenger RNA from Saimiri boliviensis boliviensis (Bolivian squirrel monkey), 2504 nucleotides. RefSeq names its product mitotic arrest deficient 1 like 1 (gene MAD1L1). NCBI's taxonomy places the organism in Eukaryota, Metazoa, Chordata, Mammalia, Primates, Cebidae. The record is from RefSeq and is a predicted model, not a curated record. Gene Ontology annotation, biological process: attachment of mitotic spindle microtubules to kinetochore; mitotic spindle assembly checkpoint signaling. Gene Ontology annotation, cellular component: kinetochore; nuclear envelope; mitotic spindle.